Trypanosoma rangeli is the source of this 2640-nucleotide messenger RNA. RefSeq names its product tetratricopeptide repeat domain 27. Gene Ontology annotation, molecular function: protein binding. Lineage: Eukaryota; Euglenozoa; Kinetoplastea; Trypanosomatida; Trypanosomatidae. The transcript has a single exon. The record is from RefSeq and is a predicted model, not a curated record. The coding region runs from base 1 to 2640 and encodes 879 amino acids.
AUGGGCGAGAACAUUCCCGCACUGCUGCUUCGGCUUCCAACUGUUGAGAUUGAUGAGAGGCACGUGCGAGAUGGUCGCGUCACCAUGUCCUUGGAUGAUGCCUUCACUGCAGUGAACGCCUACUUCCAGCUUGUGGAGGACUAUUUGCAACAAGAACAGCAGGAACGGGCCUUGAACGUUGAAAAGGAUAUCAUUCCGGCGAUAGAUUUUGCGCUUCGCCUCUUCAACGCGGAAAACUUCAGUGGUGAAUUGGUGCCCGCGGAGAGGGCACGAUUGGCCUUUGUGCUGCAACGUUUUACCAUGGCAGAUGCACUGCUUGAGCGCUGCGUGCAGCGACUGCUUGUAAGUGAUGGGGAAAUGCCCCAUCCCUGUCUGCGCCUGAGUGCUUUGCUGCUGUGCACCCUGGCCAUUGUCUGCAGCAAGGUGCAAGGUAGUGCGCAGUCGCUUGUGCCGUAUCAUUCUGUAUGGCGUCUGCGAGUUCACAUGCGUCACCAACUCGUGCUGCAGCAUAGUGCGCAUUCCGUCUUUCUUCACCUAUCCGCCUGCGUGGACGCAGCUCUGGCGCUGCCAGAGGCCCAGCUCAGUGUCGAACACCUCCUUGAGAUAGGCCAUGUGCACAAUUAUUACCACCGACGCGACAUCGCCGCCGAAACGUUUUGGCGGGCCGUGCACAAGAGCGGCCUUACCGUAUCGGAGAGUGCCAUGGUGGGUGUGCGCACCCGAUGGCAACGACAUCAGCUUGUGCAGAUGGUCAUGAAUGCGCAGAGUGCGUUGCCAUUCACACCUCAGCCCGUAACCGAUUCGCCGCGGGUGGUGAUGAGCGAAAAGGACGGCCAUGACCUCCUUGACCGCCCGCGUGAGACUCCAGAGACGCCGGCACCCCCGCUACAACCACUCCAUCCGAUAGACAAGGCCAUCAUUCUUGCCCUCUGCCUUGACAUUCGCAACACCAACCCGUAUCAUGGGCUGACGCAGCAUCACAUGCAAACGUACGUGGAGCGACUAUUGGUGGACCCAGCCCCGGCCCCAUUUAUGAUUCAAUGUCAAACACUUCUUAUGCGCAGCCGACUGGAACGUCGACGCAACCGGGUACAGGAACGGGCCUUUAUGCAGCUGACAGAGUUGGUUGAUCAAUUCUCCAUGAACCGUGAACCCACACGCGAGACAUUUUACCGCACAGAAAGUGACUACUUUUAUAGUGUGGCUUAUCCUUCUAUUUGGCAGUUAAAGAGCGAAUACGCCGAUUUCUGCUACGAGGAGAGUCUCUUUAAAACGGCUCUUGACGCCUAUGAGCAGGUGUUGGAUUGGGAGAAUAUUAUUAAGUGUUGCAAGGCACUGGACAAGCGAAAACGGGCGGAGUCUCUUGCACGUGAGCUACUUGAGACCGAUCCAUGUAAUCCUUUGCUGUGGGUGGCGCUAGGGGAGGCAACACGCGAGGUAUCGCAUCUCUGGAAGGCGUGGGAGUUGUCUAACCACCGAUCUGCGGCCCCGAUGCGCGCGUUGGCGCGGCUGGCACUUGAACGUGAGGAGUACAGUAAGGUGGUAGAGUACUUUGAUGAGGCAGUGCGGUUGAACCCCGUGUUUGGCGGAGACUGGUUCUCGCUUGGGUACGCCGCGAUGCGGCUUGAACAGUGGGGUCGCAGCGGGGAAGCCUUCACGCAUGUCUGUCAGAUUCAGCCAAAUAAUGCAUACGCCUGGAACAACCUUGCGUCGGUACUGCUGCGGAAUGGGAUGCUUCGGCCUGCUUUUAACGCCAUGAGUCAGGCGCUGCACAACAAUCGUCGUGACUGGCGCAUGUGGCAGAACUACUUUUCCAUUGGCUGUGAGCUGAAGGAGGUAACAGAAACGACAAACGCAAUGAAUGUCCUGCUAGAUAUUGCGAAACGCAAUACACGCUUGGAGCGGGAAUCCUUGAACCGCUUUGUGGAUAACGCCAUUGCGUACAUGGAGGGACGCAUCCCCGCAAGCUCUAGGGAUCAAGUGGAGGCGGUGGAUGUGUCUCACGCCUCCGUCGCUUUGAUGGAGGAGGAUGGUGACGCUGAGGAGGAGCAAAGCAUGUAUGAGCUUGUUCCGCUGGGGAGUGGUGUGGACAUGCCUAAUGCGUUUUUAGAACCCAGCAAGACGGAAGCGUCAGCGGCAGAGGCGGGGCGGGUGCGUGCAGGCAUUGUGGGCCGCUACAAGCAACGCAUGCGAGACACCUUUAAGCGCAUCACCGACCUUUUUGUAACGGACCCGGACAUCUACCAUUGUGGAGCGAAGUUGCUGCGUUACAUGGACGGCCCGUUGAGGGCGUACGAGAUGCGUCUGAAGGAACUACGUUGCUGUCAGCAGAAGGAUCAGUGGGAACGAGAUGAAACCCGCUUUUCCCGCACCUGCGAGUGUCUUCACGAAAUGGCGGGAGACGCUCUCGCCGCUCUUGAAGCCGCGCUGGUGGCUUCCACGGCAGCAGCAGAUCAGGACGAUGUGCAGCGCGGGGUACUGGCAGCGUUGAAUGACACGCUGAGCAACACAAUGGCCGUCAUUGAGGCGGCGCAGGAUUACAUGGGCGAGUCCACAUCCUACGCCAAACUGCGGUCGGUGCUGCUGCCGCAGCUACAUGGCGGCCUGCAGAAGGCGAAAUCGGCGUUUAACUCGGGCUAA